CUCAAGAAAACACAGCUAGGAUCCAGUAGAGCAGCCAAGAAACAAACCGUGUGGAAUAUUACUAGUGGCAAUUCUGCAUAUACACAAUACCUGUCAUCUUUCUAAACCAAGGUAUCAUUAUCAAGCCCAUUUUUGGGGGAAAAAAGGGCCUCAAUUUUUACAAGAAAAUCCAAGAUUUGUUGACAUGGAGGACCGCAAGGAGAGGAAUGCACCAUGGCUAUCCGUCCCACAAUUCGGGGACUGGGAUCAAAAGGGUGCAUUGCCCGACUACUCGAUGGAUUUCUCGAAAAUCAGACAAAUGAGAAUGGAAAACAAGAAGGAUUUGUCAAGAGCCAGUCUUGGAAAUGAGGAAGAACUAUUCCCUUCGAACACGAGAAAUUCGAAUGCUGCCCGCAAUGAUAAUCUCGACGGUUAUCACAAUUAUCAUCCGAACAACUCUCCAACUAGGAGGAGAAGCAUCUUCAGCUACUUCAACUGUUGUGUGAAGGCCUGAAGCUAGAUGGAGCAAUUUGGUUUUUUACUUUUACUUAAAAUCAAUGUUUUACUUAUGUAAUCUGUAAACCUAGAUCACUCUGUUUUAACAAGAAAAUGGGUAUUAUUGAUGCACA
This is a messenger RNA of Olea europaea var. sylvestris, 608 nucleotides long. RefSeq lists its product as uncharacterized. The coding region runs from base 185 to 493 and encodes 102 amino acids. The record is from RefSeq and is a predicted model, not a curated record. Lineage: Eukaryota; Viridiplantae; Streptophyta; Magnoliopsida; Lamiales; Oleaceae. The transcript has 4 exons.